AAUGAAAAUGACGAGUCAAUAAUAAGUAGUUCUAAAUUAUUAACAAUUCGUAAUGAAACUAAAGAUGAUUAUCUCGAAAGAAUUAGUAAAAAGGGAAUAAUAACUAGCUUCUGUUGGGACGAAUUCGAAAUUAUAGAACGUCUUCAUAUGGGAUGUUCUGGUGAAGUUCUAAAAGCUAAAUGGAAGACAAAGAAUAUUAUAAUUGUUCUAAAAACUGUAGCUGAUUUGGAUGAAGCAGACUCAGAUAAUCAAAAGUUUAUCAAGAAUAACCAAGAAUUUAAGGAUAAUCAAGAAUUUAGUAAAGAG
This is a messenger RNA of Racocetra fulgida, 306 nucleotides long. The record is from the annotation of a GenBank genome assembly. NCBI's taxonomy places the organism in Eukaryota, Fungi, Glomeromycota, Glomeromycetes, Diversisporales, Gigasporaceae.